Messenger RNA from Fusarium mangiferae, 2190 nucleotides. RefSeq lists its product as uncharacterized. The record is from RefSeq and is a predicted model, not a curated record. Gene Ontology annotation, cellular component: plasma membrane. Lineage: Eukaryota; Fungi; Ascomycota; Sordariomycetes; Hypocreales; Nectriaceae. The transcript has 7 exons. Gene Ontology annotation, molecular function: ferric-chelate reductase activity. Bases 1 to 2190 code for a protein of 729 amino acids. Gene Ontology annotation, biological process: iron ion transport; intracellular iron ion homeostasis; copper ion import.
AUGAAAUUCGCAGCUUCUCUGGGCGCGCUGCUCGUCAACCUCUCACUGUGGAUGCUUUCCCUUGCAGCUGAGGACAGAUCUCCUGAGCGGGUAUGCUACGACGCGUGUUUCGCGUGCCUAAAGCCCGUGCAUUUCGACGACGUGCUCCGGAACCAAACGGGUUUUACCAAGACUUGCUACAGUCCCAAAGCGAUUUUAUCGCUGUAUCUAUGCCUCGAUGUGUAUUGUACGCCUGGAGCGGUAGAAGUAGGGCUGGGGUCGUACAAUGAGACGUGUCGGGAGAAGGCGCAUCUUGUUUUACCGCCGUUUGACGUGAUUUCGAAUUAUACCGCUGAGGAUGUCAAGGGGGUGAGAAGAUUUGAGCAGAAUGAGACGGAUGAGGGGGUUUCGUUUAGAGAGGUUGUCGUGCCUUCUGUGCAUUGGUUUGGAAUCUGGUGGGAUACUUUGGACUCUGUGGCGUAUACGUACACUUACCAUGAUGUCUACGGGCGCGCCAUGAUUACAUUUUGGAUAGUCGUAGUAGCCAUCGGCGUCUUGAAUCAUGCAAUUCUCCAUAUCGCCAAUCUACAAAUGGUCCGCAAUUACUCUUCAAGAUCAGGCGGGAGACUUGAGAACUUUUACAACUGGGCACUCAAUCGCAUAACAGUCCCAGCGUUUAUGGGAGAUCGAUGCGCGCAGAAAGUCGGCUGGGGAACUGUCCCUCCCCAGAUACAGUCUUGGACUCUUCUUGCUUUCCUCCUUCUCAAUAUCGCCUUGAGCAUCCUUGGAUACAGGAUCGUACCAGUAAAUAUGUACUUUCCAUCGACGGCGAAACAGCUCCUUCGUUAUGUCUCAGAUCGCACGGGGAUUAUAUCUUGGGCCAACUUCCCAGUUAUCUGGUUAUUUGGAAUGAGGAAUAAUCUCCUUAUGUGGCUAACUGGUUGGGAUUUUGGAACAUAUAACAACUUUCACCGCUGGGUUGCGCGAAUUGCAACUCUCCAAGCCGUCGUUCACUCUAUUGGGUAUACUUGGUUGAUCGUCUUAGAGGGAGGGUGGGAGUACUAUCUAUUCUGGUGGAACUACAUGUUCUGGUGGGUUGGCGAAGUGGCAACGAUCGUCAUGUCUCUUCUCGUCGGAGCAUCCUUUUACUGGAUUCGACGUCAGCAGUACGAACUAUUCUUGGUCGUACACAUCAUCAUGUCAAUCAUCCUCCUCAUCACAAUGCUUGCCCACGUCUCCAUCUUCCAAGGCGAAUACGACGUGUUCUUCUGGGUCCCCUGCUUUAUCUGGGUAGGCGACCGCGUCAUCCGCGCUCUUCGAAUAGCAGCCUUCAACCCGAAGCUCUGGGAUACCUGGGCCACUUCCAUUUACCAUCCAUCCUCCAACAUUGUCAGACUUGUCGUUCCGUGGUCAAGUAGUCUAUACAAACCAGCACCGGGAACAUUCUACUACAUCCAUGUUCUCAACGGACCUCGUUGCUGGGAAAGUCACCCCUUUACCGUGGCGAUGGUCACAGAUGAAGGAAAACGGGGUUCAAAGCUACUUGGCGAACAGGUUCCUCUCCUUGACGGCACUGUCGCUGAGCAAAGUUCCGAUCCCGCUGACUCACAGGAUAUACUCAGCGACUCUCGCACAAUGACGUUCUUGAUCCGUCCCUAUGACGGCUUCACCUCCAGACUCCGCGACGCCGCAUCGGCAGUCUGGCCUAAAAACGUCCCUCAGCGCGUCCUUAUUGACGGACCAUACGGACACACUCGUCCCUUCCAUCUCUUCGACAACGUAACUUUCAUCGUCGGAGGCAGCGGCAUCGUCGUUCCCCUAUCAUAUCUUCAACGCCUCACCGGCCCAACAGCCCCUCGAUCCGUGAAAAUACACUGGGCUGUUCGAGAACCCUCUUUUGCGCUUGAUGUUCUACAAACAGACAUUGCUGACGCUUUGGGGAGCACGAACCUCAGCGUUGAUAUUUAUCUCACGACGCAUACGGCUCAAGAUGAGCUAAGUGAGUGGCCGUCGCAGGUUACCUUACGAAGAGGAAGGAUAGAUGCUUCGGAUGUAGUGAGAAAGAGAAGUGAAGAGGUGGUGGGCGAGAGUCUUGCGAUUAUUGCUUGUGGACCGGCGCAGAUGGCGGAUGAUGCGAGAAAGACAGUUGCCGAUCUGUUACGAAAUGGAGUUAUGAGGGUAGAGUAUUUUGAAGAGAGCUUUCAGUGGUGA